UUUUCAGAAAAGAAUGAGAACAGUUAAAUGCAUUGCCCAGUCGUAGGUGUGGUAAACAGAAUCAGACAAUAAUAGCUGCACAAAUUUCAUAUUCUAUAGUUUUAAAGGAAAUGUUCACAAGAUUCUUUUGGGGUGUCCUUCUGUUUUCGACAAUCACAUGCGGUGUCAGUUUUGAAGAGACUGUACCAGAUGACGAUUACGAUGAAGGAAUCAUCCUUCAAGUAUUCCACUCAGAUAUGUCAGACGAUAACUGGACAUCGUCACCGGACAUUUGGGACAAAAAAUCUCCACCAUUGUCCAUGGUGAUAUGGAUUUCUGUAGUGCUCGGAAUCUUCGUUUUCAUGGUCAUCGCCGUUUGUUUCGCCCUCUUCUGCAAAUACUCAGGCAUGCUCUCUUCGAAUCGUGAAGUUGAAAUAAGAUGUCCUAUACCAAUCAUCAUCACCCCACCCUCCAGAAGACAAACUUUGGCAUCUGGGGAACAGAACCCUGAACUCGGUUUCUCCAAUCAUGGAUACUACGGAGUAUUCGAAAAUUCGACUCCAGAAAGCCCGACGCGUGAACUGCCUCCUCAGUACGUGGACGUGCACGUGAACAACACAACAUAUUCACACGUUAGUGUGAACGGAAAAUCUGAGACACCUCCACCUGAGUACAUGACAGUGGCUCCAUUCAAAUAAGUGUUACCAUAUUCAACAAAAGAAAGAGUAAUAUUUUGUGCUAUGCAAGCUAAACGACGCGAAUAAAGCACAAAGAAUUGACAUACUAUAGUUUCAGUUCAAUAAACAACAAGCUUAGUAGUGGAAAGCGAGAUCUAAGGGACGGAAGUGACGUCAUCAUGGAAAGUCAAAUGGAGCUUUUUUCUGCCCGAGUGAAAUACCUAAAUAUGUCGUAAACCGUAAGCCAGCUUAUUUCUGCCCGCCUGAGUUAUAUGUUCGUUUUCCGAAUGGGCAGAAAUAAGCAACCUUAGAUUUUUCCAUGAUGACGUCAUUUCCGUCCCUUAGAUCUCGCUUUCUUCUACUUAUCUUCCUCAGUGUCUAAACGUCAACAUCGAUUUUGACGUUCAGACACUAAAGAAGGUCCCUGCUUAUAGAACUGAAACUAUAGUAUACCAAUUUAGUUAUUUUAAUUUGUGCUUUAUUCGCAUUGUUUUUUUGCUUAUGCGUUGCCAUGUCUGGGAUUCCCGACCAAACGAAAAACAACAACACUUAGGAAUCCAGGAGUGUUCCGUAAUAACUACCCUUAAUUUAUGCAUUUGUAAACCUUUUCAACAUUGAGAACUCAUCUCGUAAUACCCAGACAGUACUUGGUAGUUAGCAACGACUUGUGAAAGUGUUUUGUAACACUUUGAAAGAAGGUGAAUUGAUAGCUUAUCGUUUGCAACAAAAUUCUGAAAGUGUUUUGCAACACCUUGAAGUGAAACGAACUGAUGACUUAUGGUUUACAUCGAAAUUGAGUAAGUGUUUUGCAGCACUUAGAAAUGAAAAGAACUGAUGACUUAUAGUAGGUUGGGAGAAAACUGAAGUCUAUAGGCAGAUCUUACGGAUCGUUUUAUACAAGUUCUGUAAUGACUGCCUUUAAUAUACAGGAGUGUUCUUUAAUAAUCACCCUUAAUGUAUGCGUUUCGAUUCAUUGUCAAAAAAAAUUAUGCACUUAGGAAUUACAGAGUGAAAAGGGGUCGUACAAAUAUUGCGUAUACAUGUUUUUGGCUAUUUGGGACAGUCCCUUCCCCUUGGCAGUAAAAACCACAAACUUCCUCCCAUGCUAAUAUCUUCUUGUUUCGGGGCUUGACUUUUAUUGGAAUAAUCUAAUUUUAAGAUUAGAUUUAAAUAAACGAUAUAACUUCGCAAAAAAAAAAAAAUCGUGUUUCAGUUCAAUUCAUUUUCAUAAAAUUUCAAGUAAAAUAUAUUUUUUAGGAAUUUCUUUCUCUUAAUAAUAUAUUUCAAUAAAUAUUUUUAGGAAAUUGCUUUCAGUUUAAGAAUUUCUCACAGUUGAUGCAAUUCCUAGAAGAAAUAUUCGUCCAAAUUGUUUUUUCUCUCAAAUUUAACUUUUAAUUCCAGUUAAUUUAAUAAAUGUAAUUUUUAACAAAAUUUUUUAUUACGAUUUUUUUUUCUUUUUAAGAAGCUUAAAUGUACUUCUUACGUAAGCAUUGCUCUUAUCCUUUCUUCCUCCUUGUCAGCAAAAACAAACAAAUCAAAGACCCUUUUUCCCGUUAAGUGCUUACGUAAUAUUCGAGCGGACCCUAAUAUUUAAGCAAGGAAAAAACACAACGCCGCUAUCAAAAUCUAAACGAUUACUUCUGAUAAAAUAGAAUUCGAAACAACUGAACUUGUUUGAUUUCUGAAGAAAACAGAAGUUGGAAGAUGAGCUAAUCUCUUCUAAAACUUAAUCAGUAUGGGAUUAGUUGUGGUGUGCCGCUAGAAAUGAGUUAAGUAGAGGUAGUGGUUAGAUAUUGAAUCGAUCCCAAAUUUCAGCAUGAUUUCAUUCCAGAAGAAAGUGAUAAGUGACCAGUGUGGAGAUGAAAGGUUAUCGUUCAAAGUCUUUGGAUUGGCUCUUGCUGUUUUUUAACUGUCCAUAACUUGGCUCGUGUCACUAUAACUCUUUUGGUGACUGUUCAGGGCCAAGAAAUCAAACUGGUUUUGAUUUUCCGUCUUGCCUUCCUCACUGACGAUUCAACUGAUUUCGAUAGCUUUUUUUCUCUUCUUCGCUUACAUACUAAUUUAUGACCCCUAAUGUGCACAAUGUUUUAAUUCAUUUUGGACAAGAAUUCUUCAAGCAUAUUGACUGCGUGAAAAAAUGUAUGGUUACUUGUACAAUUUUUGAUAAAUUAUGCAAUUUUUGUAACAUGAUUUAAAGAUUCCAAGUGCAAAAACAACUCACUAUUGCAAGUGCAACAAGUGCUUACGAAACAACCUGAUUAUUUCAGAUUGCUAAAAAAAUUAAAUUUUGUAACUCUUAGCAAUGUGGAUCGCAAAUUUUUUUUUAUAUAAAUAGAAACAUAAAUGUUCCAGAUUGCAAAGCAACAUUAUUGAAGUCAGGAAGAACAAAGAAAGAUAUUAAGACCAUCUGAAUUGAGUUUUACUAGUUUAAUGAGCCUGUAUUGCGCUAUUCUUUCUCUAAGAGCCUUCGCUAAGCUUAAUUCUUAAACAAACUGAUUUUAGAUUAUUUUAGUCAUUCCUUUGCACAUAGUUAUCUCUAUGUUACUGCUUAUGCUUGAUAUCCGUUCAUCUGCACUUUACCUAGCUGAUUUUAAGAAUCCGAACUGUUUCUCCUAAUCUAUCCUAAGCAGAUAUUAAAAUAUCGAAUAAAUAUAAUAAUAUCAACGAAUAAAUUAAUAUCAAAUCUGAUAUAACAAAUAUUUCGAACACUUCCUAAAGCGACUAUGUGAUUAUAAGCGACAUUCACCGGUGAAAGUCGACAUUCUCUUGAUUUCGGUUCUUCAUGGUAACAAAUAUACUAUUUCGAAACGAAGUUUUGUUUAUCAUGUGCAUUUAUUUUUUUUUUCAUUCAUUUUUUCUUAAUUUAAUAUUAUUUUAAUAUUAUUUUAAACGAAAUAUUUAUGGAUGUAUGUUUGACUUUUUUAAGUCAUUUGUUGGCCAUUUAUGUUCCUGUAUUUCAAAAAGGAAAAAAAAAGAAAAAAGAACAAACAAAUGAUUUUAACAAAUUUAGAAAAGAAAAAAAACAUUUUUCACGCUUUUUAAAAGAAAAAAACAAAUGAAACCGUAAAAAUGUAUAUCCCAUGGUCAACUUUUAAACUUUUUACUAAAGAUUUUUUUUCCUUCCAAGGUAUAACUGUACAUAUAAUUUUUGUAUAUAAAUAUUAAAGUUAUGUAUAUGUAAGUUUGUCGAAAUAUUUUUAAAUCAUAAUCGAGUAUUAACGAGUAUAUUUUACAUUGACAUAAAAAAGAAAUCCUUUAGAAAAAAUUAGAAAGAGUGUGUUAUGUAAUUUAUUUUUUUUUUUAUUUGUGCGAUAUUGAAAAAACUGAUUUUUGAAAUGAAAGAUUUAUCAGAUUGUUGUUAUUUUAUUUUUCGAUAAAUCUAUUCUAUAUUCUAUGUAUACAUUUCUUCCAGCAUUUUAAAAAACAUUAAUGUCACUGUUCUAAAAAUUAAAAUUGUU
Molecule: messenger RNA, 4114 nt
Organism: Parasteatoda tepidariorum (common house spider)
Lineage: Eukaryota; Metazoa; Arthropoda; Arachnida; Araneae; Theridiidae
Source: RefSeq, a predicted model, not a curated record